This is a messenger RNA of Coccinella septempunctata (seven-spotted ladybird), 1025 nucleotides long. RefSeq lists its product as uncharacterized. Bases 109 to 495 code for a protein of 128 amino acids. The record is from RefSeq and is a predicted model, not a curated record. Lineage: Eukaryota; Metazoa; Arthropoda; Insecta; Coleoptera; Coccinellidae. The transcript is spliced from 4 exons.
UUUCACCUUUCAGGGUUAGGCUGUUUGAUGGUGCCGGAUCAACUCUGAUCAAGACACUUCUCUCAGCAACUUGUUAAGAACCUUCUCACUAUUCUGGUGGUCCACAAGAUGACCUCCUUUUGUGCCUCUCCGAUUAGCUUUUCAUCUAGUUCCAGCUUAAUGGUGUUUUCGAAAAGAUGUGCCUCCACUAAUCCGUUUGUGGUUAUGACGAGGGGUAGGAUUGAUGUAGAGUAUCACAAUAUCCGGCCGGUUGUGCGCAAUGGGUCUGUCAGUGACGAGUGGAUGGUCCCAAUACAGUUUCAUCUCCUCAUUUUCCAGUAUUUCUUUAGGGCGAUGGCUUGGUGGUAUGCCUUUGCCAUGGCAUUGUGGCGGUCCGUGUAUUCCCUUGGAGCGAGGAUGGGGCAGGAUGACGUGAUGUGUUGGAUUGUUUCAGUCGCCUGGGAGCAUUUGCGGCAUUUGUCAUUAGGUAAGUUCUUAUUCAUUAUCUGUUUUUGAUAUGCUUUUGUAGGUAUCACCUGAUCCUGAAUUGCCGCCAGUCUGCCCUCCGUUUCUGGAAACAGGUAUCCUGCCUUGAGGUAAUUGACAGAUCUUACUUUGUCUAUUUUGUUCCAUUUCAGGGCGGUGGGGUAUCUUCCAUGGAGAGCUUUGCCGUGCCAUAUUUCGGAUAGUUCUUCGAUGCUUUUAGGUUCAAUGGGAUGGUUGCUUGAUGCCAGAUUUAAUGCUGUGAUGUUGUUGUCUUCAUCAGAUAUGGCUUUGAAAAAAGGGUGUCACAUAAUUUGGUGAGAUCUUGUUUGAACCGUUCCCCGAUGCUUUUGAUGCGGAAUUCGGAUGCUAUGCGUGCGACCUUUUUGGAUGUUUUUCUGCUUGGUGAGUUCGUGUUCAGGUAAGUAUGAAGCUUUCCAAUUUGUUUUCUAAUAGUAUUUAUCUUUUUUUCCAGGCGUUGUUUCCAUGGUGGUUCCUUGUCUUCUUUUGGUUUUGGCUGUCUACUGGUGAUAUGUAUUUUAUUUUCUUGACAAACUGUAACA